AUGACUGUCGCCCACCUCGAAAAUGCUUCUACGGAUAAGAACAUGAAUGAGAUUCAGGUCAUCGAAGAUACGGGGGCCAGCAAGCCGCCCUCUGGUUUCGGCGGGCAUCUCAUCGAUGAGAAUCUGGUCAGGAUUGAAGGCGAAGAUAGAGUCACGCCGUAUCUGUGUUUCCUCAUCUCUGCCUCUGCAAUCGCAGGUUUUCUAUAUGGCUAUGAUACGGGUAUCGUCGGUGUCGCCCUGCCAUUAGUCGGAAACGACCUCACAGGCUCAACGUUGACGUCGGCGCAACAAGAGAUCAUCACCGCCGGCACGACUAUCGGCGCCAUUUUUGGGUCAGCCAUCUUGGGCGGAUGGGGUGACAGACUGGGGAGAAAGAUGGGUAUCUUGAUUUCGGAUGUAUUCUUUACGAUUGGCGCAGUCAUCAUCGCCUCGAGUUACUCUGUCGGCCAGAUGAUAGCUGGCCGUCUCAUCCUCGGUAUAGGAGUCGGCGGUGCGGCUGCUAUAGCGCCUCUCUUCAUUACCGAGACUGCUCCGACUGCUGUACGAGGUCGAUGUAUCGGUGUCAACGCAUUCUUCAUCCCUUUUGGGCAAGUUGUAGCCGAUGCUAUUGGUGCUGGUGUGCAGACUAUGCCGAACGGCUGGCGUCUCCUCUUCGCCCUCGGCGCCGCCCCCUCCCUCAUCCAACUCGUCCUCUUCCACUACCUCCCCGAAUCCCCGCGCAUCCUCAUCCUCCGCGACCAACUCCCCGCCGCCCGUUCUGUAUUCCGCCGGAUCUACCCCAACGCUUCUGAAGAGAUGAUCGACUACAAGUUUCGCGUGGCGCAAGAGUAUGUGGCAGCGUCGCGGAGUUUGCAGGAGGGCACGACGUUUGGGGAGAGGAUGAGGCUGUUGUGGAGGAAGGGGAGUUAUAGGAGGUCGAUCACUUGUGUGACGGUGGCGCAGGUGGCGGGGCAGUUGACGGGGUUUAAUACGUUGUUGUAUUAUGCUGGGACGUUGUUUUCGUUGUUGGGGCUGUCGAACCCUGCGCUUGGGGCGCUGAUACCGUCGGGGACGAACGCCUUCUUUGUCCUCUGCGGUAUGACGAUGGUAGACAAAGUGGGCAGGAGAGGUCUUUUCAUGAUCGGCGUUCCCAUUCUACUCUCCGGCCUCAUCUGGAACAUCGUAGCCUUCCACUACCUCUGCAUCCCCACCAACGGCCUCCUCGACACCUCCUACACCUACCCGACCAAAAACGUCGGUGUCGUCAUCGGCGGUAUCGUCUUCUUCACCUCCGGCUUCGGCCUCACAUAUUCGCACCUCGCUUGGUAUCAAGCAGAGUUCUUGGCGCUGGAGGUGAGGAGUGUGGGGAGCGGGAUAGCGACGACGGCGAAUUGGGUGGCGAAUUUGGUGGUUUCGGUUAGUUAUUUGAGUGAGCUGGAGACGUUGACGCCGGCGGGGACGUAUGGGCUUUAUUUGGGGCUCAGUACGCUGUUCUUCAUCUUUCUUGUCUUUUGUUAUCCCGAAACGAAACAAUUGUCGAUCGACGAAACGUCCCUCCUCUUUGAAAAUGACUAUGGCGUCAAGCGAUCGCGCCAGAUGCGUAGGGAGAGGCAGGAAGCGAGGAGGAAGAUUGCAGACGAUGAGAUGGCAGAGGUUGCAGAGGCGACUUUGGAGGCGAGGCAGGAUAAGCGGAGGGCGGUGAGUGCGGGAGAGUUGGGGAGGUUUAUGAGUGGGCUGAAGAAUGGAAAGAAGUAA
Cryptococcus amylolentus CBS 6039 is the source of this 1734-nucleotide messenger RNA. RefSeq lists its product as hypothetical. The record is from RefSeq and is a predicted model, not a curated record. Gene Ontology annotation, molecular function: myo-inositol:proton symporter activity. NCBI's taxonomy places the organism in Eukaryota, Fungi, Basidiomycota, Tremellomycetes, Tremellales, Cryptococcaceae. Gene Ontology annotation, cellular component: membrane. The transcript has 8 exons. Gene Ontology annotation, biological process: transmembrane transport. Bases 1 to 1734 code for a protein of 577 amino acids.